AGACGUAGUAAACAAUGAAUCUCCUGCAAAAAUAUUAUUUUAAACUGUAAUCAAUUCUGCAAUUUACUUGAAAAAUUGCACUCAUAAAUAAGUGAACAAUAGGUUUCAUGAAAAUCGUAAGAAGUUGGAAAGACGAUAUAUUUCUUAGCGAUGUGCGACUCAGAAAGAGCAAACAGUAAACAGGAUGAAACUUGUCAAGGUGAAAGGACAUUUUCUCUUUCGUUGUUGGAUCUACCAAUUGAGGUAUUUCUACACAUCUGUACGUUCCUAGACGCAUCGUCAUUGGUUCACGGAUUAAGCUUAGUCUGCAAGCAGUUUCAUCAAAUUUUAAAUGAUGAUUCUAUAUGGAAAGUUAGAAUCCACCAAAUCUGCAGGCCAAACGCUAAUUAUCCAGCCUUGCCUCCUGACGAAAAUGACGAAUUAUUUUGGAAAUUGUCUUGUGUUGCUCUUGAGAGACAAGCAUCUCUUUGGAAAAAUCAAGUUUCGUUGGAAAGAUUAUCAUUGGCCAAUGUACAUUAUAGUACAAUUGACGGAGUUCUUCUUAUGCACAAUGGCGAACUCUGUAUAUCUGGUGCAAGAGAUCGCACCCUCGUUUUGUGGCGGUUGCCAAAUGACGAAAGUAAAUGUCCAAAAUCGGUGUCAGUCGAUUUAGCACAUGAAGGAUGGAUUUGGGAUUUGACGGCCAUCAAGGACACAAUUUACAGCUGCAGCUGGGACCGAACGAUUAAAUCCUGGGCUUUAACUGAAGCCGGUCUUGCCCACUUGACAACAUAUGAGAUGUGUGUGAAAUUCCGCAGGACCGUCUCGGGCGCUUUACUCUGCGUGACUUCGUGUCCAGAUUUGGCCCGUUUUGCGACAGGGUCCUUCUGCAAAUCGGUUCUGGUAUUUGACGCAAGAUCGGGAGAUCAUCCAAUAUUGAGGUACCAGCCACAUCAGAGGGCGGUCAUUAGACUGGCCAUGAGUUCAAAUUUUAUACUUUCGGCGAGUGAGGAUAAGACUGUUUCAAUUUGGGAUCAAAGGGCUGGACGCACGAUGAAAAAUAUCACGCUUUCCAAAAAUUCUUUUCCAAUGAGUUUGUGUUUGAAAAAGGAUAUUGUCUAUGUGGGAGACACAACCGCGAAAAUACACAUUUUGGAUCCAAAGAAGGAUUUUGAACCAGUCAAGUGUUACAAAACUGAACAUUUAAAAGGAAUCACGGGCGUUCAUUGUUCUGCUGGUUGCCUUAUCACCAGUUCCUUGGAUAAGACUGUGCGGAUUUCGAGUCCUACUGAUCCUCCGCAACCUUUGACUACCUUGACUUGUGGUUACGGUGAAAUUGCAAGUAUUGACUACUUAAACGAGGUUCUUGCUGUUUCGGGAACGGACGCUAUCGAGAUCUGGAGACCCAAACGCAAAACCGAAUGCACUUUGUGAUACUGUUAAGUAUAAGAGACAUAAUAUUUUAAUAAUUUUAACUGGAAACCAACUUUAUAUAAUUCUUAUCAAAUGACUAUUUUAAGUAUACAUAUUAAUAAGGUGGAAAUUGAUUUGAGAUUAAUUUAAUACGUACCGAAUAAAGAAUUUCUUAUC
Belonocnema kinseyi is the source of this 1569-nucleotide messenger RNA. RefSeq names its product F-box/WD repeat-containing protein 9-like. Bases 151 to 1413 code for a protein of 420 amino acids. Lineage: Eukaryota; Metazoa; Arthropoda; Insecta; Hymenoptera; Cynipidae. The transcript has 7 exons. The record is from RefSeq and is a predicted model, not a curated record. Gene Ontology annotation, cellular component: preribosome, large subunit precursor. Gene Ontology annotation, molecular function: protein binding.